GUUGGAGGACUGAUGAGGGGGAUUUUGUUGCAUUUGUUUGAUUUCACUUACGAUCUCUUAUUAUGAAACUCCAUACCGGAUGUUUAAUUUACUAAUUCAGUUGUCUUGACAAUGCUUGAGGGCAAAUCAGCCGGGGAGACUACGAAAAUUAUAUCAAGUGGAUUUGACAAGUAGCUAACUCAGUCCAUGAUAAUAAGGCAGUGCGAUAUUUUUGACUAAAGUGAUAGCUCAAUGGAUAUCCACCGAGUUUAAGAGCAACGGGUUUUGGAAGUCCAGCUCGAGUGGCGCUAUCAUCUCAAGUUGGAUAUUCUAAUCACUGCAAUGACUGAGUCCUCAAAACCGCCUGCAGGGAGAAAAAUGAAGGCACGUGCCCCCCCUCCGCCACAGGUCCCUCUACCUGCCCCACGCCACAUCUUCAGAAAUGCUGUACCUGAUGGGGGAGGGACAUCCGGCAUGGACCCCAAAGAGAACAUGCUUAGGCCCAAUGUGGAUUUCCAGCUAACCCUACCACAGGGAUACCAGACUUCUGUAACUGAGGAUGGCAGUAAGGCGUUGAUGGACCUCCUGGUUGAGCUGUGUAGUCGCUACCACCUGAAUCCAGCACUCCACACACUGGAGCUGCUUUCGCCCGAGGGCCACACUUUGGGGUUCAAGCCCAACGCUCUGCUGGGCUCCCUCAACGUGGCCUGUGUCCUCAUCAAGGAGAAAGUCUGGGAAGAGAAAGUGGUGCGCAGACCAGCGCCCAAAGUGCCAGAGAAAACUGUGCGUUUGCUGGUGAACUACCACGGUAGCCAGAAGGCAGUGGUACGGGUCAAUCCGUUUGUACCACUCCAGGCACUGAUACCGGUCAUCUGUGACAAGUGUGAGUUUGACCCUGCACAUGUCCUGCUCCUGAAGGACAGCCUCAGUCGCCACGAGUUGCCACUGGACAAAUCUCUGACAGAGCUGGGGAUCAAGGAGCUCUAUGUACACGAUCAGAGUCUAGUUCUCCAGCCUAAAAUGGCUUCUGCGCCUGCGCUUAACUACUCAGACUCCAUCCACUCCAGUACUAACAGUUUGGGCAGGGCGGAAAAGAAAGGUCUUCUGGGUAUUUUCCAGUUCAGCAGGAGGAAAACCAAGACAGAAACAUCAUCUGUGGACAUGGAUGACUGUGAUGAUAAAACCAUCCAAAAUACAGACACACAAUCACUUGGUCUGCCCACUGCGACAGGGGUCCCCAGCAUAGAAGAUAGGCCCAGUACCUUGGGCCAGUCUCAGUCGGUCAUGAACAUAUCCAGGAUGUCUCCCAAAGCUGAGACCAAGAAGAGGAGGGCCCCAGCACUACCCUGGGCCCCAACACCCACCAUGGGACACACCAGCUUUGAAGGUUAUGAGAUGGGUCUUGGCUCAGAAAGCCAACAAAGGAAAAGAAAGGCUCCAGCCCCUCCUACCACCCCAGCCUCCAUCACCCCAGACCCUGAUGGCACUUCAACCUCCGCCGGCUGCACCCUUGAUAGCCACGCCACUGAAACACCUAUCCCAGCCUAUCGUAGCAAGGUUGCACAGUCUAACACUGUCUCUGCUACCAUUGUGUUAACACAAACAGUAAAACCAGUCCCCUUAAAAAACGCGGUGCAACCUCCACCUGUGUGCACUGCCACCCCAACCCCCAGCUCCCCGACCCCAAGCAACAGCACUACUGACAGCCUGGCUGUCCAGGAUUCCAGCUCUGAACUUAGCAACAUACUCGACGACUCAGACGCUGACCUAGACCAGGCCGUGUCCUACUGCAGCACCCUCACCAGCAACACAGCGGGCGGGUCUGUGCGAGUCCAGCCUUCUACGACUAGCUCCAGCAGCACGGCUGCCAAAUUAAAUCCAGAGGCGACCUCAGCCAGCAGCUCUAGGUCCGAGACUGAGUCAGCCCUAAACUUGAAACUGGAUGACGUUGACAACAACAGACACAGUGGAAUGGCAGGAUCUCCUGAUCGACCAGCACCACCCAAACCCCGUCGCUCCCUAGGCCAGGAGCCACCACAGCUUGGCCUACCCCAUAACCUGUCCUUCCCUCUCAUUGAGCCCACAGAAAGCAACUCCCCACAGAGUCCCGGGGAGGCAGAGGAAGCGGCUCCCCAGUCUUGGCUCCACUCCAUUCAAAACUCCACAGCCAUUUGCCAGAAACCAGAAACUGGAACACCCGAGGAGGAGACCAUGUCCUUGGGCAGCAGCAGUGGUGGCAGCAGCCUGCCUGACCAGGGUUAUGCUGCCUCUGAGGGCAUGGCAGAGGGCGAGGACUCAGGCAUGGUCAGCUCUCCAUCUGACACCCAACCCACAUCCCCAGAUGGGAGUUUGUCUCUGGAUGGAGGAGAGAGAUUGCUGGCACCAGUGCGGGACAAUUCUAGCGACAGCGAUGAGGGAUGUGCCACAUGGGGAUCAAGACACAGGCACAAUGACAUCAGCCCACAGGUAAAAUCAGGAAGGUUAAAAGAAAGCUAUGAAGACCCGCACCUUACAGCUCAGCUCCAUCAGACUUUGGCAGAUUUUGAAGCAAACCUUACAGAUCAUUUAGAUAUAGCCUCAGCAACGGAGACCCCCUAUACCAUGUCCACAGACAGUAAUGAGGUGCCGGUGUCUGUAGUGGACAUGUAUGUGCCAGUCACAGCCAUAGAUGAAGUACUGGAGGACUAUGAAUGUCACAUUGUAGAAAAUGAGACAAAGUCACUGACCAGCACUGUGUCAGCUGGGAGCAAAGGUCCAGGCUUUUGUUGCCAGUCCAGUGUGGAGCCACAGAACAAAAACAACAAUGCUUGUAAAGCGGCUGACAGCAACAAAAGUAGCAGUUCAAAUACUAAGCAGCCAUCUCAACCUGAGCAGAGGAGGAAGUCACUGGGGAAGUCUAUAGCUGUUAAAAAGCAAGAAAAGAUGCUAGAGACAAAAAUGACAGCAACAACCAUCACUGAUACCAGCAGUGUAAAAGAGGAUAAACAUAGAACAUCAUCAGCAGUAAAAUCUAAUGUUGACCUGCAGAAGCACAAAAAGAGCACUGAGAUCAAACCUGGUCCUGUGAAAAGUAAUGCUCAAUCUUUUCAAGAGAAGACGUCCGAUCUUCCACCAACCAGUCAGAGAUCAGUGUCUGCAGAGAGAGAUGAAGCGAUGCACAGAGUUUACCAAAAUAACUCCAGCCAGAAUACUUCACAUGGUAAAAUCACUCGGAACGUCACAUCACGCUUCGGUUUGAAAACGUUCACUGUAGUUCCUCCCAAACCCUCUGUCGUGCACGCUGCUACGGGAGAGCCAGCUGUCAAAUUAACUGUCGGUGCCAUUAAGAUUGACGAUCAAGGAAACAUGGUGAAAGGGAGCAUCUCCCGGAACAAAGUUGGUGGUUCAUCAGUUUCUGAAAUGAAUUCCAAUGAGGGGUCUCCUCUUCUUGGAAAAGCCAAAGCUUUUUGGAGCUCGAAUGAGAGACAAGAAAGUGCUGUGCCCCACAGCAAAGAUCUCAUUGAUAACGCUAAGGAGAGCACAAGUACUCCCACUGUAAUCGCAUUAACUACUUUGAAGAGUAGUAACACUGAGGAACUGAAAACGCACACUUCACUUUAUAAAAAUGCCCAGUCUAAAGAGAUGGUUCAAGAAGAUGCUAAAGAACCAGUGAGAGCCGUCAAAGUUGCAAAAGAAGAGCGGGUAGAGGUGGAGAGCAAGAUUUCAAUGUCCAAAAGUGCUCAACAGCCUGCCAGCUGCCAGCCAAGUAAUAAACCUGCCCUUCCCCCUCCUAUCCUUCCAGACCUGAAAAGAGACCUGUCCUUCCUCAGACCAUCCAGACGAACCUCAAGCCAAUAUGUGGCGUCUGCCAUCACUAAAAACACCCCAAGGACCUCGGCUAAACCCAACUUCAUCCCUAAUGUACAUGACUCCUCUGCUUCUUUUAAAGCACAGACUUUCCAGAGAUCAGGUCGGUCCAUAACAGUGAAUCCACACCAAUCUUCCCAGUCCGAUAAUAAGGAGAAUAACUCUGCUUCCAAAUCCAGCCCGCAUGAUUCUAAACGCUCUAUGAGCCACCCAGUGCAUGUGUCAGAUGGCCAGAGAGAUUUGGGAGAAGUGAGAACGGACAGCGGCGGAUUUGGAAGUUGUGUUGGAUCUACCAAAGGAAGCUCCAAUACGUUGGAAACAGAUGCAGGCAAUAAUAGGCACAUUCAAUCCAUUGGGCCAAUCCAACAAAAUAUGAUUGCCAGUAAUGACAGCGAUGAUAUUAAACAUAUUAGGCACAGAAGCCCCAGCCCUGCACAAAGCAGUCUUCUAUACUCAUCUGCCAAACCACCCACAGCUCCCAAGGCUGUAAACCAAGGCCAGCCAAGUAACACAAGGGACGUGGCCAAGGCAGCCACUCAUCUAACACCCGAUGCAAAGCCACAACCUUCUGUCACAGUGUCAGACAGCAGUGGGACUCCUCCGGUAAUGGUGUUUGGGCCGACUAAAAAGUUCAAACCAGUGAUCUCCAGAUCUCCUGAGAAAGACACGUGUCUGCACAGCAGCCUGAUGGACGCAAUCCAGACAGGCGGAGGCAGGGGCAGGCUCAAGAAGAUAACCACUGCUGGUCCCAGCAGCAUGAAGAAAACAUCUUAUGUUGAGGAGGAGAAUGAGAGGUCUGCUCUUCUGGCUGCCAUUAGAGCCCAGAGCUGCUCUGGAAAGCUGAGGAAGACCAAAUCGGAGGCUGCUGAGGAGCUGGAAAAGUUCAGGAAGGCAACUACUGAGGAGGAGGGAGGGCCUCCCUCUUUGACUUGCACUUCUCCUCCUGUCUUUAACCCACCACCACCACCCAUGAUUGCACCUCCACCUCCUCCUGUCUUGCCUCAGGCUAAGCCUAGCACUGUUGCACAUCUAAGUGCUAACGCUCAUGUGAACCCUGCCUUGGCCAGGGAGGCUAUGCUGGAUGCCAUUCGCUCUGGAUCGGCUGCUGACAGGCUAAAAAAGGUUGCCUUGCCCACAAAGACAGUCCAAGUGAAUGGCAGACUGGGAAUAAUCCAUGCAACCUCCUCAACACUCCCUCAGCAAUAGGACGGGAAGCCCACAUCACCACAACAAGACAUACAUUUGUCAUUAUUAGGGAUUCAUUUCAGUUUAAAUUUUUUUUGCCAUUGUGCUUUUAGAAAAGUGGAUUAAGUCACAUUUGGAGUGAAUGCUAUUUGGACACAAAUACCGAUAAAUAAAUUCUACAUGUUGUCUAGAUUAUUCAAAAAGGGCUUCACGGCUCAGUCGGGGGUCUUAUAUUUAAAGUGAUGCACUAAUGCUCAAAGAAUUUUGUACUAAAGGAGAAUAGUUGAAACACGUAUUGUGUGUUGAAUGUUGCUCUCUCUUAGUAGCCAAACAUCAGUAACAUCUGUCUGAUAAAGGUGACAGAGGUGAAAGGUUGCAGGUAAUUCCACUCAUAAUAUCAGAUCCCUCGUUUAGCUAAUAACAAAACCUUACUGGAAAGAGUUUCUGUCCUCCCAGUACUAAACACGUCUUGCCAUCUAGUACUUGAAUUCAGUAGUUUUAACUGGAACGUUGUACAAAAUGUGUGCCAAUGAAAGCAAAUUGAAAUGGUUUAUGCAACUUCAGUUUUUCUUCUGAUCUUUUUUCUUUUUUACCACGGGUAAGUUAUGGCUGCCUCAUACUGUUGCUCAGUCAGUGUUAUGUAUUUGAUGUUUGCUGUAAAAAUUCUAAAUGGGGUGCAAUAAGUUGGGUCUGAUGAUGUUUUCAGAUUUUAACUAAUAUUUGUUUGAAUAAUUAGGAUAACUGAAGACUUAAGUUCACUUGAGAAAACAACAGAAACGGGAUUAUCCAUUGACAAUGUUUCACUUAUUUCUUUUGUGUAAAAUUGUAUUUUAUCCGGAUCCAAAAUGCCAACUUCUACAGUUCUGGGCUCUGAGGAGGAGUAAGUUGGGGGUGGCUUAGGAGUGCCUUUUUAGCUCACUAUACUCCUGUUUUAGCAUCUGACCUACCUGUUUUUUUAAAAGACAUUGGCAUACAUGGUCAGUGCACUGCAGAAACGUACAAUAGCAAUAUGACGACUGUGCCUUUGAUGUGAGAGAAAAUAAGAUGAACAUUUCCUUUCUUUGACAUUUCAACAUUUUUGAAGCACUGUUAUAAUAGAUCAAUGGUGGAUGUCACCAUGAGUAAAGAGAUUAACUAAUCAACAAGUCAUUAUGUAAUGGCUGUGUAAUACAAACUACCAGUCGUAGGAAAGCAGCAGUUUAGGUUAUCUAAGACUUUGAUUUAGGC
Etheostoma cragini (Arkansas darter) is the source of this 6237-nucleotide messenger RNA. It is a transcript of the gene cobl, whose product is annotated as cordon-bleu WH2 repeat protein. Gene Ontology annotation, cellular component: actin filament; neuronal cell body; ruffle. NCBI's taxonomy places the organism in Eukaryota, Metazoa, Chordata, Actinopteri, Perciformes, Percidae. Gene Ontology annotation, molecular function: actin monomer binding. The transcript has 19 exons. Gene Ontology annotation, biological process: actin filament polymerization; actin filament network formation. Bases 322 to 5031 code for a protein of 1569 amino acids. The record is from RefSeq and is a predicted model, not a curated record.